GUGAAUCUCGACUCGACAUCGAAAUUAUCAACCGGCAGACCACACAAACACAGUUUGCAAUUUUCCCAAUAUUUGCAAAUUGUUGUAGUUCAUAUCAAAAUUUCGCAAAAGUUUUCAACAAAACUGAAAUCAUGAUUUUGUUACAGUGAACAAGGGCUAAUUUCUGAGUUUAAUGGUAAAAAAUAUGAUUCAAAUGAGUCAAUUUUUGAAAUAAAAAUCAUCGACUGUGACCCUAAAUUUUAGUAAUUAAACGUAAACCCCUAAAAGAAAUUACAAAUUAACUUUUAGCACAAAUUCUUCCUUCAGUUAAGUCGUCAACUGUAAAGUCACAAGUGUUGAUUUAGUAAAUUAGUGCUGAGGCUGGUUGUUGAAGGGCAGGGUUUUAUAUUUAAUUAAAAAUUGGUUGGGGCGUGUUAAACCGUCAUGCAGUCAGUUGCAAACAACUUGGCAUAUUCCGUACAGGUUGCUGUUGCUCCGAACUCCAUGCCAGAGGCGAGACUUCAAGCAUCAAAAUUCUGCAAUGAUUAUAUUCAAUCUACUCCUCCGACAGAAUUGUGCGACGUCGGUUUUAUUCUCACCAGCCAUUCCGACCCUGCUGUCAUCAGAACAGGGAUGCAACUUUUAGAACAGGUGACCAAGUACAGUUGGCAACUGAUUGUGGAAAGGGAGCAAGUCAAGGAGAAACUAUUUGUCCUUAUGCAAAGUGGAAUGACAGCGGGGUCAGAUAGAUGUCCUCCAUUUUUACAAGAAUCUCUGGCCAGGGUAAUCGUCGAAAUUGCAAAACGUGAAUGGCCUCAGUUAUGGCCCAAUUUAUUUCCAAGAUUAUUCGAAAUUGCAAACUCAAGCGAUUUGGCUCUCCUAGUUUUGCGACGAAUGGUUGAAGAUGUUGCCACACUUCAGAAUGUGGACUGCUUAGAACGGCGCAGAGAAUUAAGUCAAAGCUUGACCGCCAUUGCGUCAGAAGUUAUCAACAAUUUUUUUCGUGUUCUUAUCGAAUCUGUUAAACAAUACCACGCUACUGCGGCGGAAGUGCAUCAACGGCGAGCCAAAGUUUGCUUGGGAUGUUUGCUGCCGUACAUCGAAUGGACCAAUCCAUCCACGUUUGCAAAGGAUAACAUGAUUCCAACCUUAUUUGCCCUUUUUUCAGAUUUUUAUUUUCAAAUGAAUGCGGCCGAGUGCAUUUUACAACUCGUGGAGCGAAAACCUAUGAGAAAAGAAGACCGCUUCGAAAUACCAAAUAUUUGUUUAGCGGAUGAGUCAUUUCUCCACUUUGUGCAAGGAACGACCACAGCUCAACCGAAUAAUUGUGAUUUCUUGCGUAAACUUGGAGACAUUUUAACGACCCUGGCACCAAAUGCUAUCCCUGGAAAAGUGAAAGUUGCAAAUUUCCUGCAAGGUUGUGAAAAAUUGGCGAUGCGGGAGGAAGCAGUUGCCGUGCUGGGGACAACCACCGCAAUCAACCAUUUCUUGAAAGCUAUUGAAAAAGACCCAAAUUCAUCCCAGGCAGAUUUUUCUUCAGAAGUUAACAUAUUCUUGAUAAAGUUGCUGGGCUUAAUAUUACAUAAAUUUGUGACGGCCCCACCAAAAUCAUUGGAAAGAGAAGAGAUGAAUCGACUGAAGAAUGAGUUUGCAACGCUUCUCCGACUCGUGGGUCACAGGGUGCCAACUUUAUACAAUGAAGUUAAUGGAUGGCUUCGAAAUUCUUUAAAUAGUCCAACUUCGAUCCAAAACUUCCAGUGGGAAGCACUUACUUUGGUUGUUGAUGCGGUGGCCUCAUCGGUUUCUGAAGAAGACUCGGCUAUGAUUAAAGUCGGCCUAAUGGACCUGGAAACUUGUCACUCCAAAUUUAACUCUGAGCCUUCCUUAGAACUAAAAUCUUUGAUAUUAUCCCUUGUGUCGGCUCUUUUCGUGUUCUUGUUUCUUGCUAAGAAACGGGGCGAAUUUAGUGAAGCUCAUCAUCGCAUGAUGGUUUCGAUUUGUGAUUCAAUGUUUAAAUGUUUCCACUAUGAAGAUUCUGGGACUGGAAAUACACGGGAGAUCCGUCGCCACUCGUCGGCUCUGUUAAUUAAGUUGGCCACAAAAUAUCCAGACGUGAUGGUUCUCGCGUUCGAUUUUAUCCACAGCUCUGCCUCCACCGUGGCCCCGAAACUGUCAACGAUGGAGUACAAUAAUGUGCUCGAGUCUCUCAUGCUCAUUUCAAACGUAUGGAAUGACAUUGCGAAACAGUCCGCCUUUUUGGGCAGCUUAUUCAAUGCAUCAGAGUGGCAGCAAAUCUCGGCAAUUGUCGACACUCCCCAGUCCUUCGUGACCAUUUUUCCUGAAGCCAUAUUUCUCGAGAAGCGGUCCCUCAUGUUGAGAAAUCUUCACAGUGUAUUCUCUAGUUUGCGACGAGUAAAGAAGAUAACAAAAUCAGGAUUUUCAGCAGCACUUAAUGGUUCUAAAAGUAAUGGAGAUAAUGUCACCUCUAAUAACGGGGGAAUUGACACUGAUCUGGCUCUGCAUCCCGCCUACGACCAUGUAUGCCCCCUGCUCCCGAUCGUACUGAAACUGGUAAAAACAUUGCAUUCCUUGCUGGAGAAUCCAGAGCUGCGUUACGUUCAAGAUUUGAGUGAAGGGGAACGAAUUACUGUGAUUGGACUUCAUAUGAUCGACCAUGCUUCGAUCGUGGCGGACCAAGAGAAGGAUAAGAGUCACAAAGAGAACAUUAAGACGUUCGUCCUCAGCCUGCAAGAGUUGGCAUAUGGAAUUCUGGGAGAAAGUUGUCAAGCUUUUGGGUCACGGUUUUAUACGAUCCCUCAACUAAGUGACGCUUAUCUUAGUUUUGGUGGAUUUAAUAGUCAUCUUAUGAAUGAUUUCCGCCUAAGAAACUUGAUUCGAAAUGUAUUUAAGCCUUUUUUAAUUAGUUGUCCUCCCGCACAAGCUCCGACCGUUGUGAUACCAUUUGCACAAAAGUUUUUUCCGUUCAUGGUAGAACGACUCGUGACUCGCUGGAAUGUGAUUGAAAAUGCAAAAUGCGUCGAUGCAGAUGGAGAGGAGGAGAAGGAAGUUCUUGAAAAUUCCUCACUUCGCCUCCUAACCAAAGAAUAUGUCGAACUUCUGGGCAGAGUUAUGGAGAAACAUUCUGGAAAUGCUAAUUCGCCCACGAUGACUGAAAGCAGUGGACCAAUUGUCGACAUUGAUAUGGAUGAUGAUGUAGAUAAGCAGGGAUCCGGCGGCGGACAGUCGUCAGAACUUGGGGAGGUUGGAGCAUUGCUACUCUCAGAUCCGACAUGUUUCAUGGCAAUAGUGAGCUGCAUUGUUUCAUGCAUAUGUUGGGAUGAUAGUGGUGCAUGUCUCCGAGCUGCACGAAGCAUUUUACAAAUUUGGGAAAAGAUCACAGUGCAAUCCGAAGUUGUGAAAGGGACGUUCGCCAACAUUCUUCGAGCAGUUUGUCUUUGGGAAGAAAGCGAGGCGAAUAUGGAUCUCUUGCUCCGUAUCCUAGACGUUUGCUUCCGAACUAAUUAUAAUGUUGAUGCCCACUUUAUUCAAAUGCUCAAAGAUUGGGGAGCACCUGAUGGCGAGAUUCAGAAAUUGAUUGUGCUUUACCAAACCCCCAAGACUGAGAAGAGAAGGAAGGAAGUUUGGAGAAAGUUGGUACAGCAGAAUCCAGCCCUGGAGAGGAACAAGUCUCCGAAAUCUCAAUGGCUCAAAGGACUACCUCAACUAAAAACCAAUUCCGAAAACAGGGAUAAACUAGGACGGCAAAGGUCUCCAGAAAUUGAUCUCACAGAAUGUUUCUCGUUAAUUCAUAGUACAUAAGUUUUUAUGCAGUACCUGCAUGGUACCUGCCUAUUGGGUUGGAUAUGAAAUUAGGUGUUCCACAAUGCAGAUUCUUAUUCACGUUAUUAAUUAUCAUGUUUGCAGGCUUUUAUACUCUCCCAAUUUUUGGGUAUUUAUGCGUUUAUAUCAUGUCAUUUCCACAACAUAUCAUGGCAUUCAGCAGUUAAUGUUAUUUAUGGGAUAGUUAGUUAAUAUUACUGAUAGAAUUUAUUGUUGUUUUUCAAAUUAAUUCUUCAAAAAUUAUUUGUUUAAUCCAUUCAGGUAAAUCGCCACGGCUUUUUCGCAUUCGUCAUGGCUCUUAGUCUGUGCUGUUGUUAUCCCGCUAUGAUGAAUAAUUUAUGCAUGCCAAACUUUGAACGGUACUUACUUGUGUGUGCUAUCUGUAUGUAUGUCGUACCUACCAUUUCCAUAUUUAUUAUGUACCGUGCAACUGUUCUUGAGCUGAACGCUUUAAUAGAAAUCUACCAAAUUUUGUAGUUGCUUUCAGAGAAAACUCAUUAAAACUAGAUUAAGAUGAUGACCUAUAGUAUUAGUUGAGUUGUAGUUGAUGAUUUAGUUUCCUCAUGAAUCUAAAUAAAUGAUAAACUUAUCGCAUUCCUGAUUACUAAAA
Molecule: messenger RNA, 4429 nt
Organism: Folsomia candida
Lineage: Eukaryota; Metazoa; Arthropoda; Collembola; Entomobryomorpha; Isotomidae
Gene: Ranbp21
Product: exportin-5
Exons: 14
Coding region: 424-3798 (1124 amino acids)
Biological process (GO): RNA export from nucleus; protein export from nucleus
Cellular component (GO): nucleus; cytoplasm; RNA nuclear export complex
Molecular function (GO): nuclear export signal receptor activity; RNA binding
Source: RefSeq, a predicted model, not a curated record